Messenger RNA from Pollicipes pollicipes, 634 nucleotides. It is a transcript of the gene Rrp46, whose product is annotated as exosome complex component Rrp46. The transcript has 6 exons. Gene Ontology annotation, cellular component: nuclear exosome (RNase complex); nucleolus; cytoplasmic exosome (RNase complex). Gene Ontology annotation, molecular function: RNA binding. The record is from RefSeq and is a predicted model, not a curated record. NCBI's taxonomy places the organism in Eukaryota, Metazoa, Arthropoda, Thecostraca, Pollicipedomorpha, Pollicipedidae. Gene Ontology annotation, biological process: U4 snRNA 3'-end processing; nuclear mRNA surveillance; rRNA catabolic process. Bases 29 to 634 code for a protein of 201 amino acids.
UUGUGUAUGGAACACAGGAUAGCCAAGCAUGAUGAGGAACGAUCCAGCUGAGCCAGUUGACGCUUUAGACACCUGUUCCUGUGAACUGGGCAUAUUGUCUCAAUGUGAUGGUUCUGCACUGCUUUGCAAUGGUCCAGCGGCCGUGCUGGCCUCCACGUUCGGCCCUGUGGAGGUGCGACCGCAGCGCGAGCUGGUGGACCGCGCCUCCAUCGAGGUCUCGUUCCGUGCCCACCAGGGCGUCGAAGGUGUGGAGGACCGGCGCGUGGAGCAGCUGGUACGCGCCACCCUGGAGGAGUGCGUAUUCACGGCGCUCCACCCGCGCACCGCCGUCAGCGUGGCGCUCAACGUCCUCGAGCCCGACAACACGCUGCUGCUCUCCACCUGCGUGAACGCCGCCUGUCUGGCGCUGCUGGACGCGGCGCUGCCCAUGAAGUUCAUGCCGGCGGCUGUCACGUGCGUGCCUGUCGACGAUGACGUGCUGGUCAACCCGACACCCGCCCAGCGCCAGGGCGCCGAGGCAGCCGGCAGCGUCACCGCCGUCUUCAACGGCGCGUCCGGCGAGCUGGUAUCGACGCACGCCAGCGGCCGACUGUCGUACUACGAGCUCGUCUUCUACUACAUGGCGCUAUCGUAA